This is a messenger RNA of Daphnia pulicaria, 762 nucleotides long. RefSeq lists its product as uncharacterized. The transcript has a single exon. The coding region runs from base 1 to 762 and encodes 253 amino acids. Lineage: Eukaryota; Metazoa; Arthropoda; Branchiopoda; Diplostraca; Daphniidae. The record is from RefSeq and is a predicted model, not a curated record.
AUGAUAGAACCGGAAUGCCUGGCCGCCUCUUGGGGCAUGAAACAAAGCCGCCAAUUCAUAGAAGGACUCCCCAACUUCGACUUGGUUACAGAUCACCGCCUCCUAGUGCCGAUCCUUAACGACUACGCUUUAGACAAGCUCGACAACCCGCGGCUCCCUCGUCUACGUCUUCAGAUGGCGCGAUACAAUUUUACCGCUCGGUGGGUUCCGGAAAACCGCAAUAUCGAGGCCGACGCCCUAUCGCGUUCACCAAUUGCUCCAGGCACACCCUCGGACAAGCUUGGGGAGGGACCCCAAAUAUUCACGGCCAGGAUUGCCAUGGUCGGGGUCAUUGCCGAAUCCCCCGCCACAAACAUCGACAUUACGCUUGAAAAAGUGAAACUAGCAGCCACAGCAGAUCCAGUAUUAGUGGCGAUGCGAACCACCAUACGGGAGGGUUUUCCAAAAGAAAAGAGCAAUCUGCCUCUCGCCCUUCGCCCGUACUGGGACGCUCGCCACCAACUCGCCAUAGACGACGCUGAUGACAUGCUCGUUUAUGGCGCACGCAUCGUCCUUCCACGAUCCAUGGUGAAAGAAACGAUCUGGACACUUGUCGGCAUGCACCAGGGCGCUUCAAAGAUACGCCAACGAACCAGGCUAUCGCUCUACUGGCCCCACAUAGGGGUCGAUAUUGCCCACGCCGCAGCCUCAUGCGAAGAAUGCGUAAGACAACUUCCUUCUUUACCGGUGGAACCUCUGCAACACCACGAACCAGCUCGGUGA